Molecule: messenger RNA, 1539 nt
Organism: Fomitiporia mediterranea MF3/22
Lineage: Eukaryota; Fungi; Basidiomycota; Agaricomycetes; Hymenochaetales; Hymenochaetaceae
Exons: 7
Coding region: 16-1320 (434 amino acids)
Source: RefSeq, a predicted model, not a curated record
UCUGGGUCAAUAUCGAUGCUUGACCAAGGUCACGAGCAUGCAAACAGCGCUUCCGAAUACUAUUCACGGGGUUUGCUCAUUCCAGCAGCGGAGGAAUACUACAAAGCCGCGGAGGCAUUUCAGACAUGCGCGAACCAGUCAACAGACGAGCACACAAAAGGAACUUUGCGAAAGCUGUGUACGCAUUAUUAUUCCGUCGGAAAGGACCUACAGCGCCGUAUAGCGAAGCUUAGGGAAGAAGGUAAAGACCCGUCAUUACCGCAAGUCAGCCACUCUCCCCGUGGGGCAGCCAAGAGCAACGACAACGAAACAUCGUCCAAUCCUGGCUCGGGCUUGCAUGUUCCACCUCGAGCCAGAAGCCUCGAAUCGUCUGCAACGACAUUCGAUGAAUCGUUUAUGGUCUUGAACCAACAGUCUGAUAAUAACGGAGAAGACUCGCCAUUCGAUUUAUUUUGGAAGGUUACUGGCGAGAUAAUGUACAAUCUGUCUCAGCCUAUGUCUUUCCAAACAGCCGCCAUGGCUGCGCUGGACGCCGUCGAAAGCCGCACGGCCUCGACUCAAUCAGAAUCUGGGAAUAACGAGGCGGUUAAUACUUCCAUCCCAAGUGUGCGCAGAACAAAUGGAAUGCCAAACAAAGAUCACCAGAAAAGGGCCGAGAGCGCGAAAUCGGUUCAAUUGUCGAAGACCGAUGAGUUUGAACUAGACGAUGACGACUAUGAUUCACUUGAUGAUUUUUGUUUCAUACCAUCAACUUCAUCUUCCGACUUGUCCUCAUCUACGAAACUGAAGAAGGAGAAUGCAGAACUUAAGCUGAAACUUGAAAAUAUGGAGAAACAAAUGGGUGCAGUACGACGGCAAAUUACGCUAAGAAAUGAGCAAGAUCAGCACCUACGCGACAACAUCAUGCUCGCUCGGAAAGAGGCACAACGAGCAAUGGCAGCCUCAACAUCCUUUGCUGUCCCCUCCAUGCACUCAAUGGCAAAUCUCGGAAGUCCCAGUCCGGGUUCUAACUUAAAUUUGCCUCAACCUGCUGGCGCAGGCGGCCGGGAUAGAGAUGCACCGCUCUUACGCAGGAUUAGAGAACUAGAGGAGGAACUUCGUGUUGUACGCGUGGAGAACGAGAAGCAAAAAGCGAUGAUUGCGAAGUUCAGAGAACGUUGGGAGAAACUCAAGGAAUCUGCAAAGCGCAAGAAGAGUGCGAAAGCCAACGCUGCUGGGCAGACUGACUCCAGCGUAAGUGCUGGUGUACGAGAGCGCAUUGACGAAGAUCCAGAGGGCGAAGCCGCUGCUGCUGAAGACAGCGGUAAAGAGAAGAACUAAUGCCCAUUUGCAUGCCUGAUUUAUUCCCUCGUUUCGUUUAUCAUGACCCAAGCAUCGUACUUCUAUGCAUUCAAGUCGCUUCUUUCGCUGUCUUAUUCUGUGUAGGAUUGCUGUAUCAGUAGACUCAGGUGCCCUGUAUCGACAAAUGCGCAGUGCAGUCAUUCGUUGACAGCUGUGCGAGGAUGUACUAAUUAUGAAUAAUCCGCUCUGAUAUAUGCU